ACAAAAAAUGUUAAUUUCAAUGACACGUCAAAAUCAUAUCAAGUAAUUUAUUGAAUUAUAAUUAUUGACACACAUACUUGAAAUAUUAGCUGGUGGUGGCAUUGCAAAUCCACCUCACAUAACUUAUUUAGUUAAGUGCGAUGAAAGGGCACCUGUUUGCAAGCUUAAUCGUUUUAAUUCUCGUUUGCGAAGAUGUGGAAAAUUCUAAAAUACUGGGUGUUUUCCCUAUGGCAACCCAUAGUCAUUACACAUUGGGCUUUACGUUGAUGAAAGAAUUAGCAGAAAAAGGCCAUGAAGUAACUUUUAUUACGCCUCAUAGACAUAAAGAGGACAUCAAGAAUUUAAAAGUUGUUUCUGUAGAGGAAAUCGUUGAAGAAUUUGCAGAUCAUAAAAAAGAACUUUUCCAGAUGCAUUAUAUGAGUUUUCAUUACCAUACCAAAUUCGUUCUUAACUUGGGUUUGGACUUUACAAAAAAAAUCUUUGGGAUUAAACCCGUAGUGGAAUUAAUAAGAAGCCAGGAAAAAUUUGAUGUCAUAAUCGUAGAAAAUUUCAUGAUUUAUGCGUUUAUCGGAUUAGGUCAUCACUUCAAGGCACCUGUGAUAUUAUUAACACCGGGUCCUACAACAUACCUAUGUAAUUUUUUUGUUGGCAACCCCACACCAUCUGCAUACAUUCCUAAUAUUGCCUCCAGAUUAAGCUCUGAUAUGAGUCUAAUUGAGAGAAUAAAGAAUGUAUACUAUGACACAUUGGGUGAAUAUUUAAUACAUCAAUAUGUCAUACCGAAACACAAUGAAAUAAUGCAAGAACAUUUACCUGGUACUCCGAAUUUAAGCGAGAUUACGUUAAACGUCAGUUUAAUACUAACAUCUUCGCAUGUUAGUAUAAACACCCCUGCACCUACAGUACCUGCAGUGAAAGAAAUAGGAGGUUAUCACGUUGGCAAACCUAAACAAUUACCAAGUGAUUUGCAGGACUUUUUGGAUAACGCCAAGGAGGGGGUCGUUUUGUUUUCCUUGGGUUCUAAUUUAAAGAGCUCUGAUUUACCAGACCACAUGAAAAAUGCCAUAUUAAAAACGUUUUCCAUAAUCAAACAGAAAGUGUUGUGGAAGUUUGAGGAGGACAUACCAAAGAAACCUGAAAAUGUCAAGAUUAUGAACUGGUUACCACAAAACAGUGUUCUAGCACAUCCAAACACCAAACUUUUCAUCUCCCAUGGAGGUCUUCUUAGUGUUAUAGAGUCAGUACACUAUGGGGUACCUAUUCUAGGAAUACCAGUGUUUUGGGAUCAAGAGUGUAACAUAAGAUCUGCUGAAAAUAACGGUUUUGCCAUUAACCUACCUUUCAAAGAACUAAACGAAGAAACAUUUUUUACUGCUGUGAAUGAACUCCUAAAUAACCCAGAAUACACAACAAAUGUUAAAUCAAGACAAAGAAUUCUUCACGAUCAACCUUUUACUCCAAUGGAUACAGCUGUAUAUUGGAUUGAAUACGUUAUACGUCAUAAAGGUGCCCAUCAUUUGAAAUCGCCAUCAUUGAAGCUAAAAUGGUACCAAAUAAGUAUGUUGGAUAUUGCGAAUAUUUUAACAUUAGUUACUAUAGUUUUGUUUGUUGUUUUAUAUUUUAUUAUCAAGCAUAUUAUUAGUAUGUUUGUUGGCAAAAAUACCGCUAUUAGAGCUAAGAAAAAUCAAUAAAUAUGUUUUUUGCAUUAUUA
This is a messenger RNA of Brassicogethes aeneus, 1711 nucleotides long. The record is from the annotation of a GenBank genome assembly. NCBI's taxonomy places the organism in Eukaryota, Metazoa, Arthropoda, Insecta, Coleoptera, Nitidulidae.